Messenger RNA from Ylistrum balloti, 994 nucleotides. RefSeq lists its product as uncharacterized. The transcript is spliced from 10 exons. The record is from RefSeq and is a predicted model, not a curated record. The coding region runs from base 1 to 978 and encodes 325 amino acids. Lineage: Eukaryota; Metazoa; Mollusca; Bivalvia; Pectinida; Pectinidae.
AUGGCGGACGGUUCGUCGUCUGAAUUAUUUUGGGAUCAUGCAGGAGAGGAUUUGGAGGACAACCCUUUGAUAAAUACCUAUAGCACUGAUACUCCCGCCAGACGGAGGGGAAACAGUUACAGACAUGCAGUACUUGGUACCGACCAUGAUGGUAUUCACUUAUCCUACUAUCAAACAGUAAAACUGCUGGAAAAUCUAGAGGAGAGUAGCCAGACUCUUAAACAGUAUCUUGAUGAUUUCAACGAAACCUCACAGGAGAAUGACACGGAAACCAUGUCUAUCAGCCAUUCUUUCAGAGAAAGGUUUUGUCAAAAAUGUAAACAAGCCCUUCAACAAGUUACAGGAACAAAGACCAUCAUCUUAACCCUGCUUUUACAGGGUGUAAAUCUAAUUAUCCAGACAAUUAUUGAUAUCUGGUCCAAGAAGGAUGAUGACAAUGCUAUUGUGGCAAGCUGUGUUACUAUGAUAGUUCUACAACUAGCAAACCUCAUCCUCAUCAUGUUUAGUUCAGUGAAGUUGGCUCAACAACUUGUUGGACGGCGAGUGAACGGCAUCCUUCUUGUCCAGUCCUACUUUGCAGCGAUUCUGUUGUUUGCGGGUCUCUACACUGUCACAAGUCGACUGCAGCCUGGAUCUUGGAAGGAUAUCAGAGAAUCAGUGGAAGAGAACCCCGGACUCAUCAUUGCAUUAUAUACCAAAUUUUUGUAUUUUUCUGUUUCCACGGCAACUUUAUGUGGGACAGCCAGUACGUCCCCAUUUCAGUGGUACAAUUAUAUAUUUGUGUCAUUGCAGAUGUUGCUGAGUUUCAUGUAUUUUGCCUCGAUACUUGGCCAUGCUUUAACACCUAUUGCGGCAGACACUCCCAAACAAAGACGACUACGGGCAAUGUCUGAGGCCAGACGCCAACCUGAGGCUAUUACUAACUGUAUUAGAGCUACUCCUAUUCCAGCAAAUUACGGCACUAUAAAUGACAGAUGAUUAUAGAAGAUACUGA